Molecule: messenger RNA, 1470 nt
Organism: Fusarium sp. VM40
Lineage: Eukaryota; Fungi; Ascomycota; Sordariomycetes; Hypocreales; Nectriaceae
Source: the annotation of a GenBank genome assembly
AUGUCAACAACCAAGAGCAACCUCUUAUCUACGCUAGCUAAUGGACAGCCGAGCGCAAACCCAGGCUCAGCCCAGCAGAUUCGUUACGGAAACAGCAAUGGCGGACUGAUUGUCCUCAGCGACACUCAAACAAUUGAGGUGCUUGCCCACUUUGCUCGCGAACGUAUUCCGGAAAGGAGCGUACAUGCCAAAGCCGCCGGAGCUUUCGGAGAAUUCGAAGUCCUUGAAGAUAUCUCACACCUGACGGAUGCAGAUUUCCUGACAGGUGUUGGUAAAAAGACCAAAAUCCUCACCCGGAUCUCUACUGUUGGUGGCGAGAAAGGCUCCAGCGAUACGGUCCGUGAUGUCCGAGGGUGGGCUACCAAGUUCUACACUGAAGAAGGCAUACAAGACUUUGUCUUCAACGACUUACCUGUGUUUUUCAUCCGCGAUCCGAUCAAGUUCCCAUCCAUGAAUCGAAGCCACAAGAGGCAUCCCCAGACCAAUGUACCAGACAACACCAUGUUUUGGGACUUUCAUCUUAACAACCCCGAAGGUAUCCAUGCUUUGAUGCAUCUCUUUGGGCAGCGCGGCAUUCCAGCCUCGUUGAGAAACAUCAACGGCUUCAGCGCACAUACGUAUACUCUGAACAAAGCUGAUGGGAGCUUUGUUUAUGUAAAGUGGCACUUCAAACCUGACGACGGGAUCAAGACAAUGGAUGCAGACACCGCGCAGAGACUGGCGGGCUCGGAGCCGGAUUACCACGUCAAGGACCUGUUCAAGGCCAUUGACAAAGGUAACUUUCCAACCUGGGGUGUCUACAUCCAGGUCAUGCAGCCGGAUGAGGUCGAGAGUGCGCCCGUUGACAUCUUUGAUGACACAUACACCUGGCCACUGGAGAAGUAUCCCCUUCGUCUUGUGGGAAGAAUAACUCUGAACAAAAAUCUCAACAACUAUUUCCAAGACCUGGAGCAAGCAUGCUUCUCGCCGUCUAAUAUGGUUCCUGGUAUUGGCCCAUCGGCAGAUCCCGUACUCCAAGCUCGCAUGUUCAGCUACCCAGAUGCCCAUCGCUACCGUGUCGGACCCAACUAUUUCCAACUGCCUUGCAACAAACCAAUCAACACAGUCUACGCACCCUACGUCCGAGACGGACCCGGUACUAUCAACGGCAACUACGGAGGUGACCCCGACUACGUAGGCUCAAGACUGAACCCAGUCAGCGUGAGCAAACGCGUUCAAGUCCCAACCCACGAAGCCUGGUCUGGAAAUGUAACGGCCUUCGCCACCACCAUCAGCGACAAGGACUUUGAGCAGCCUAGAAAGCUUUGGCAAAUCAUUUGUGGUGAACCAAAAGGAAGGGAACAGUUUUUGCACAAUAUUCUUCCCACUCUGCAGGAUAUCCCAGAUGAGAUGAAAGAACAAGUGCUGGAAUACUUCGGACGUGUGGAUGAGGAGCUAAAGACUCUGCUCAAAGAAGGCCUUUCGAAGUAG